AUGUAUAAGAGAUUUUAUAAAACAAAUCUAAAUUUUAAAAUCUAUCUAUUUAGAUAUUUAAUCUAUCUAUUAUAUUUAUUUCAUUAUUUCAAUUUUAAGUCUCUCUUAAAAUUUCUCUGCCUAUCUAUCUCAUUGGUUUCUUUUUAUUCUCUCUUUCAAUCUAUCUAUUUAUAUAUCUAUCUAAAUUCGGUAUCUAUCUAUCUAUCUAUCUAUCUAUCUAUUGAUCUGUUUCAUUUUUUUUUUUUGGAUUCUAUCUAUCUAUCUAUCUAUCUAUCUAUCUAUAUAUAUAUAUAUAUAUAUAUAUAUAUAUAUAUCUUUUUAUUGAAAAAACUCUCUCUCUCUCUCAAUCUGUCUAUCUAUCUCAUUGGUUUCUUUUUCUUUCUCUCGCUUUCAAUCUAUCUAUCUAUCUAUCUAUCUAUCAGUUUCUUUCUUUCUCUCUCUCUCUGUCUCUGUCUCUCUAUCUAUCUAUCUAUCUCAUUAGUUUCUUCCCUCUCUCUCUUUGUAUCUUUCUUUUUUAUCUAUAUCAUAAACAAUAAGUGUCUGUCGUUCUGUCUGUUUUCUAUCUAUCUAUCUAUCUAUAUAUAUUAUUAUUAUCUUAUCUAUCUAUCUAUCUAA
Acanthosepion pharaonis is the source of this 615-nucleotide messenger RNA. The record is from the annotation of a GenBank genome assembly. NCBI's taxonomy places the organism in Eukaryota, Metazoa, Mollusca, Cephalopoda, Sepiida, Sepiidae.